This is a messenger RNA of Mus caroli (Ryukyu mouse), 5339 nucleotides long. RefSeq names its product musashi RNA binding protein 2 (gene Msi2). Gene Ontology annotation, cellular component: cytoplasm. Gene Ontology annotation, molecular function: mRNA binding. The record is from RefSeq and is a predicted model, not a curated record. Gene Ontology annotation, biological process: regulation of translation; central nervous system development. Lineage: Eukaryota; Metazoa; Chordata; Mammalia; Rodentia; Muridae.
GCUCCGCUAUGGAGGCAAAUGGGAGCCCAGGCACCUCGGGCAGCGCCAACGACUCCCAGCACGACCCCGGUAAAAUGUUUAUCGGUGGACUGAGCUGGCAGACCUCACCAGAUAGCCUUAGAGACUAUUUUAGCAAAUUUGGAGAAAUUAGAGAAUGUAUGGUCAUGAGAGAUCCCACAACGAAACGCUCCAGAGGCUUCGGUUUCGUCACCUUCGCAGACCCAGCAAGUGUAGAUAAAGUAUUAGGUCAGCCCCACCAUGAGUUAGAUUCCAAGACGAUUGACCCAAAAGUUGCAUUUCCUCGUCGAGCGCAACCUAAGAUGGUCACAAGAACAAAGAAAAUCUUCGUAGGAGGAUUGUCUGCGAACACAGUAGUGGAAGAUGUAAAGCAGUAUUUCGAGCAGUUUGGCAAGGUAAGUGAUGAGCAUGGCUGGACAGUACCCAUCCACCGGUUUAGGUGGAUCCUGGGAUGUGGUUGCCUAGGACUCUGCUAUAGCUGCAGCCUCUAGAACCGAGUCUUGAACCUCCCCAUCAGUAUUUAUCUGGAACUCCAGGAGCCAAAGUGGAAGAGUCUGGCUUGUGGUUGGCAUGGUGCCUUAUGUGCCUGCAGGAGCACACAGAGUGGCCUUUCAGUACUGUUUUGCUGUCAUUCGCCAGCCACAUGGGGCCAGGACUGGGGAAGGAUGUGGGGCUGUGACUCACAGGACACAGACGCCCACAGAAGCUGUGAGAGGUAAUGGCCUAUGGGUCCAUGCUGGGAUUCCUCCCUUCUUGUCUUUCUGGAAAAUGACAUUCAAACAUGAAGAUCUCUGGGGCCCCUUGGCAGUGGAACAGUCCCCUGUUAAGUGCCCAAGGAGACUUGGGUAAGAUGUUGGCUGUAUGCAUCAUCCUUCUGACCUGAGUGCGGAGGAGACAGUAGCAAACUGAUGUCCCAGGUCUACUGUCAGGCCUGGGAUGGGAGUCCUCGGUCAGGAAACGGAGGGUGAGAAGGUGCGGGGUGCAGUCAGCCACGAAGAUGAGCAUCAGUGGGCGGCGGUUUUGUCAGCUGCUUUCUAGUUGGUGAAAGAGAGGCAGGAGCAAUCUCUUCAGAUGUCAUGCUGCCCUGUGUUGGCCUUUGUGUGAUCUCCUUUCUCUAGCUCCCACAGAAGUCAUAGAUCUAAAGGAGGUUGGCAGGUGAGUGGCUGAGCUGGCUCUCCACUUCCUGCUUCCUUUGAGUAAUUGUGGGUGUUGUCAUGGGAGCCCACGCAUGGGAUCGGCUCCUUCCAUCAGAGGUCUGUGUCUUCCCUGUUGAAAGGCUGACAUAGCAGAGCUCUGUGGUACCCUGGGAAGGCACGGUGCCCGCUCUGAGCUUUUAUUCCUUUACUCCCACGAUGGCCGUCCUGCUUGCCAUCGGCCAGGACAAGGGCACUGCCACCCACUAGUUGGCCUGAAGGUUCUGUGUUUUGUUUGCUUGCCCAGGGCAGUGGACAGCCAUGACUUAAUCACUGUUUGUGUCUCUUCAUGAGCCAGUGCCUGAGACGAGGGCCAUGGCCUUUAUUUAGCUUUGAAUUGAAGAUCUCCCCCGCUCCCCUCUCUCUUGUAUUCAUCAAUUUCUACAUGGAUGGGAGACCAUGCAACAAGGAGAAACCAGACUCUUCCAGUUCAGCUAUGCUUUUGAUGUGGGCAUGGAGUUGCCCACCCAGAAAGGUUUUGAAAGCAGCCUUUCCCACAGUCCUCCUGGCCUUCCUUCCCAUCUGGGGGGCUUAUUCAUUCUGGGUGGCUCACAGGGAAAGCUAGGUGUACUGAUGCCCACUGACCACCAGAGUUACAGGGCUGCUUUUUCUGAGAGCGAUUUAUGGCACUAGGGGGAGGUAACCAUCACUCCCCCCCUCCCCCCAUCGCCUAGGGAGAGGGAUUGGAAGUAAUUAAAUGAGACCAGUCCUUCUUGCACUUUACUCUGGAGGGUGGGCCCUCUCUCAUAUCUUCCUGCCUUCAAAUAGAGUCCAGGGGUAGUGUUUGCAAACACGAAGUGGGAUUUCUUUUUCUAGCCAUAACCUGCCUUGGAAUCUCAUGGGCCCAUUUGCAGAUGUCAGGGAGGUUGCCGCUGCCUAGAUGAGUUGUUAGUGUAUUCUAGACAGGCUUAUACUUGCUGCAGACAGCACAUCUGCACAUCUCAACCUUGCUUACUUGCUUGCUUGAUUCUCAGCAGCAGGGGGAUGCUCUGUAGGCUUUUGCCGUGCCCGUGGCAGCUUCCAAUGCCAUCUCGAGGAUAGUUGUCCCUUUGUCUCCGCAGCAGUCAUAGACCAUCUUCCUUAACAUGGCACUUGCUGGCUCGGAUGCUGCCCAGUUAAUUGUGCAGUAAUAUUUGGGGAUCCUGACAGGAUGCAUAAACUUACAGAGUGUUUUAUUAAAGGACUAAGGAGGCUUUUGGAUGUAUCAAAACCCGGUAACACUCUCUGUUCACGAGCUAGCAGCUCAUUUCGUGCAUAUGCUUGAACGCUAUCUGCGCUUGUGUUCCAAAGAGCUUAUUUGUCAUUUGCUGGAGUCUGGUGUGUUAUGACUAUGGCACCCUGGGCAGGGUUCACUGCCUCUCAGGAUUCUGGUAUUGUUCAUUUGAAUCCAGAAUGAUUGCAGUAGGGAGAGUGGCUUGGUAGGCCUCAGGGGCUGUGAGUAAAACCAGCCACGGGAAUGGGCAGAUGGACAAACUGACUGUAUCUUUUGUUAGAGUAUAUUCUGGUGUGCAGGGGCAGGGGUGGGCUGUGAAGGUGGAUAUUAAUACAUAGAGCAUCUUACAGCAUGCACGCAUGAGGUCAUGUGGGGACGUCUGGAAGCCAAUGGCAAAUUAGUGUAAGUUUAUUCCCUAAUGAGUACUAACUGUCAAAUGCCAGGUUGAGCCAUUUACUUGUUUAACUUUUUGCUGGCAUCCCUGUGUUUCCGCAUAAGUUGGGGUUUUAGUGCUGGCAGGAGAAGAAGGCAUGGUGUGUCCAGUAUGCACACAACAGUGCCCCAGGUUGGUGUUGGGGUAGCCCCCUGGGCUGGGAGGAUAGUAGAGACCACAGAGAUUUAAGUUUGAGCCAGAAUGGCCCACUCUGCUGCUGUGUCUGGACUUCCCCCAUCUCGCUAUGGCCCCUGUGCAGAGUGUGCCAAACUUUGGGUCUCUGUCACCAUCUUUUACUGGCCCUUUCCCUUUUCCACCUUGCCUGAGGUGACAGCUGCUCCAGCUUUUUGUUUCAGGGGCAUGGCCGCUAUCAAGGGGCUGAACUAAGGGGUCGCUUAACUAUGUCAUUGCUGUGAAUGGUUUGGGUACACAGGACACACAGCUUUAAAUAACUCAGACUGGAGGCUUCGCUACCCUUUUUGUUUUUUCCCCACUUUCCUCGAAGAAGAUUUAACACACCUCCCCCCAAGUUAGAAAUGCUGAGGCUUGUUUCUAUCAAAAUGUGAUCAUGGAAUGAAGCCUCUAGCACAGGACUCAGCAGACUUAGAUUGCUGUCACUCCCCACUCGGUGGCUGUUUCUAGUGCCUUCCAUGGAGAAUGGCCAGGUAGGCAGUAUUCCAAAGUCUCUGGGAUGAGCCUGACCACAGGAUGGCCUCUAGCAAUAUAGUGACAGACUUUGGCUCUAGCCUCAGUUUCCCUUCUGGGGAACCUGUUGACGGAUUUGUGAAGGCUGGUAGAUUGCUUUAUAACCCAUAUGGUCUCUAUUGUAGCUUCUGCUAUUGUAGGGUGAAAACAACUGCAGCCCAUAUAUAAACAGAUGGCUGUGCUUGUGUUCCAAUAAAACUUUAUAAAAACAAACAAAGAGCCAGAUUUGGCCUGUGUGUCUCAUUGACCCCUGAACGGAAUUAUUUCCAAGGCUGGUCUUUAAGCGGAGAAAGUCCUGUAGAGAGUGUUUAAAUAGAAGUAGAUAGAAUAUAACCCGAGGUAUUUAUAGACUAACCAAAGAAUACAUUGCUCACAGUAGCAAGCGUGGUAUGUAGUAAGCAAAACAGUUGUCACCACAUUACAGUUUAUUUCUGGGAUUCGUGAUGCAGGGAUAGUGCGUCUUGAUUGGAGACUGCAUUCUUUAUUUGGAAAAGGGCACUAUUUAUAAGCUGGAAUUGUCGUCCUAUGAGUAAGGCCCAGAAAAACUGAGUACGUUACUUUCAGUCUUCCUGUUCCAGGCAGGGUCUGAAUGAUCCAAACUCAUGACGUUCAAACCUUCAUCUUAAGAUGGUUUUACAGUGUGUUGAUGUUUCUGAUUUACAGUUAAUAUGUGUUUGGUGCUGAGCUUUUAAAUGCAUUUUAAAAUGUACUUUAAAAGAUGUCAAGUUGGACACAUGGCAUCUCCAGGAUGGAUGUGGGUGGUGGGAACGAAGUUGUCCAAGCUCACACAGCCAGGCUGAGUAGAGCCCGGAUAGGCCCUCGUGGCACGAGCUAGGCUCUCUGUGCUCUUGAUAAAACCCUGUCUGCUCCUUGGGCAGUCAGCCGACUCUCAUGCACAGGGAACAGGGCUUAUUCAUUUGUCAAAACCCGCUCAUCUCCAGUAAUUUAUUUAACUGCCUUGGUUUCUUGGUGGAUAUUAUCUGUGUUCGUGAUUUCAUACAUAACAGCAGUGAUGUAUAUAGACCAUUUCAAACGCUGGCAGAUGACUGAUGUUCUGAUAUGCUGGAGCAGAACCACUCCAAAGAGCCCAUCUCUUAACAAAGUGCCCUGGGCUGCAGAAGCCCUCCUCCUCCUCCUCCUUUCCCCACUCCCCUUUGGGCUCCUCCGUAAGUUCCAUUCUCAUACUUACAUUCAUGAUAGAAAUUUGAUCAAAGAGGACUGGAAGCAGAGUUGACCCCUCUGCCUUGUGCUGGAUGGAGAAGAAAGUUUCCCAUUUCUCAGCUGCUCCCGAGGCGAGGCGCCAGGGCAGCGCCAGUGGCCAGCUCUGCUCCCCUCAGCUCCCUAGGUGAUGCUGACUUCACAGUACUCCGGUGAGAGCCAUGGAGGCUUCCAAUUAUACUCCACAGGGCGAGCUGUGUAAUUACUUUGGAAGACGUAUGCUUAGUCAUUGGUUUAUCCUAAUCGGCUUUGGCUUUUCCCAACAACAAAGUGAGCUCAUUUUGCUGAGCCGAACCGACUCUACACCCUUUGUCUUGGUGUCCAUUGUCUCUCUCCUUUCAUUCUGUCUUACUGCCAGCGUUCUGUUUCAUUAGGCCGGCAAGUCAUUUCCAAUCCAGUGGGCUGCUACAAUCCAGCCUUUUAUCACCCGCUGCCCUGGUUCCCAUGUCCCCUCUGGGCCUGGGCCUGAGUCUGUGGCUUGAUAUGAGGGCCUUAACCCCUUCGUGGGCCAGCUGGUGGUGGUGAUGGUGAGGGGCAAAGACAGCAAGGAAGGAUAGGG